This is a messenger RNA of Staurois parvus, 418 nucleotides long. NCBI's taxonomy places the organism in Eukaryota, Metazoa, Chordata, Amphibia, Anura, Ranidae. The record is from the annotation of a GenBank genome assembly.
GCUUCCUUUAUCUUUGUUAAAGACGGCGCAAAACCAUCCUAUGUUGGUUGAAUUAAAGAAUGGUGAAACCUACAAUGGCCACUUGGUUAGCUGUGACAAUUGGAUGAACAUCAAUCUACGUGAAGUCAUUUGUACUUCUAGGGAUGGUGACAAAUUUUGGAGAAUGCCUGAGUGCUACAUACGUGGUAGCACAAUUAAAUACUUGCGCAUCCCUGAUGAAAUUAUUGAUAUGGUGAAAGAAGAAGUGAUGUCAAAGGGCAGAGGUCGCGGUGGAAUGCAGCAACAGAAGCAGAUGAAAGGAAGAGGAGGUGGUGGAGCUGGACGUGGUGUUUUUGGUGGAAGAGGUAGAGGAAUGCCUGGAAGUGGCAGAGGUGGACCCCAGGAUAAAAAGCCAGGACGGCAAGCUGGGAAACAGUGA